Messenger RNA from Cylicostephanus goldi, 714 nucleotides. NCBI's taxonomy places the organism in Eukaryota, Metazoa, Nematoda, Chromadorea, Rhabditida, Strongylidae. The record is from the annotation of a GenBank genome assembly.
AUGCUUUUGGCACUUAGGAUCAACGUUUUGGCAAAGGGUUAUAGUGGAAUUUCACUUGAAAACAUCAAGAAAAUGAUAGCCGCAUUUAAUGCUUUUUGUGUAUCGUAUGUGCCCCAGCAGGGAACAGUUGGAUGUAGUGGGGAUCUUGCACCGUUGGCUCAUCUUGCCCUAGGACUUAUGGGUGAAGGUAAAAUGUGGAGCCCAAGCACAGGAUGGGAUAAUGCUGACGUGGUAUUGAAGAAGAAUAAUCUGAAACCUUUGGAUCUUGGCCCAAAGGAGGGGCUAGCGCUAAUCAACGGUACACAAAUGGUUACUGCUCUAGGAGCUUUCGCGCUGGAAAGAGCUCAUAACAUAGCCAGACAAGCCGAUGUGAUAGCUGCUUUAUCCCUAGACGUUCUCAAAGGGACCACUAGGGCCUAUGACCCAGAUAUCCACAAAAUUCGCCCCCAUAAGGGUCAAAUCCAGUCUGCGCUUCGUCUGCGCUCUCUACUGCAUUCUGAUGCAAAUCCAUCGCAAAUAGCAGAGUCCCAUCGAAACUGUAACAAGGUUCAAGAUGCGUAUACGUUGCGUUGUGUGCCACAGGUAGGAUCGAUUUCAAAUUACAGUAAUGGUUACCUAUUGGCAGGUGCUAUACUUAACGUGUCAAGGUGUUCAGAACCACUGAGCAAAGGCGCGGCACUGAAUGACGGGCAUUUGACAUUUGGUGUCACGUAG